Lactuca virosa is the source of this 1908-nucleotide messenger RNA. The record is from the annotation of a GenBank genome assembly. Lineage: Eukaryota; Viridiplantae; Streptophyta; Magnoliopsida; Asterales; Asteraceae.
AUGAGCUCAAAGCAACCAUUUGCUUGGGAGAAAGUAAGGUCACCAUUAAUGGGGAAAUGCCGGUUCUUGUGUCUGGUUUGUUUCUUCUUCAUCCUCCCCUCUUUACAUCGAGCAGCAAUUUCUUCUUCAUGCUCAACAGAUUUCAACUAUGUUACCACCUUUCCAUGGGAUUCUUCCGCCUGCCGGACCACCACCACCAACGACACCGCCACCCCAAACUGCUGCCAAACUCUCCGGAGUCUCUUCGGCAUCGGCCUCGCUCACCACCUCAACCAAACCUCAACUUUCUUGUUCCCAAACCUCCAAUCCUCCAUUUCUUGCCUUUCCGAUUUCCAAUCCCAUCUCUCUUCAAUCUCCAUCACACAGAUCUUCUCCACCUGCCUCACCUCCACCACUGAGUUCGUCGCAACCCCGUCAAAAUGCGCUGAGAUUGUGACGUUAUCAGAUUGGGUCAACAAAUCAGGCCCGACCACCGCGCUUGACUCUUCCUGCAACGUUGAUUUCGCCGGAUUUCUCAGCUGCAGCUCCUGCCUUGAUGCAGGAAUGGCGGUUAACACCCGGUUAGUAGCUUUAAGCCGUAACUCAAGUAAAUGCUUCACUUUCACCGCUCUAUACGCCGCCGCAAUCGUCAACAGUUUUGGCCCGGAAGACACUCGAACUGCCGAUUGCAUCCUCGGCGUACCUUUAGCUAAAUCCAGAUCCAAUUCAAGAUCCAAGAAAAACACCAUUUUCGCGAUUUUAGGAGCUUUGAUCGGAACUCUCCUUUUUCUGGGUGCAGUUUUCGCGUACAGGAGAUUCAAAAACAAAAGGAAAGAAAAUCAAUUUCACACAGAUUAUGUAAGAACAGUAAGAGCUCGUGUUUUGCCCAACACCGGUGCAAAAUGGUUCCGUAUAGCCGAGCUCGACGUCGCCACCGAUGGAUUCUCUGAACAAAACUUCAUCGGUCAAGGUGGAUUCGGGAUUGUUUACCGAGGAACCCUCUCCGAUGGAACGGAGGUCGCCGUCAAAAAGAUGACCAGCUUCGAUACUGAAGCAGACGACGAUUUUGUAAACGAGGCCGAUAUCAUAAGCAAGAUAAGACAUCGAAAUCUUCUCCCACUUCGAGGGUUUUGUGUCACUAGCGACGCCAUUAAAGGAAACGAAAGGUACCUGGUUUAUGAUUUCAUGCCAAAUGGUAAUUUACAUGAUCAUAUCUUCAAUAAACGGACACCGGAAAAAAGCUUAACUUGGCCUCAACGAAAAUCGAUCAUUCUCGAUGUGGCGAAAGGGCUAUCUUAUUUACACGACGGGAUUAAACCCCCGAUAUUUCAUCGCGAUAUAAAGGCGACAAACGUUCUUCUAGAUUCAAACAUGAAAGCCCUAGUUGCGGAUUUCGGAUUAGCUAAGCAAAGUAGAGACGGGCAGUCUCAGAUGACCACUAGAGUCGCCGGAACUUAUGGCUACGUAGCACCGGAAUACGCUCUUUACGGGCAAUUGACAGAAAAGAGCGACGUGUAUAGCUUUGGGAUCAUCGUUCUUGAGAUCAUGAGUGGGAGGAAGGUGCUUGAAGAGGUGAAAGGGGCGGCGUAUUCUGGGAUGGUUUUGAUCGCCGAUUGGGCAUGGGAGAAGGUGAAAUCGGAUGGAAUUGAUGAGGUUUUUGAUGAGUCGAUGAGAGAAGAAGGGACGUCGCCGAAGGGUGUGAUGGGUAGAUUUGUAAGAGUUGGAUUACUUUGUGCUCAUGCCAUGGUGGUGCUUCGACCUACCAUUUCAGAAGCUCUGAAGAUGUUGGAAGGUGAUAUUGACAUUCCUCGGUUGCCGGACCGGCCACCGCCGCUUGGUCAAGAGUCUUUUGGACUGAGUUUCCGGCAUGGUACCAGUUUGUGGUCGAGUAGCGAUGGGUCGAUAACGAGUUCAAUUCUUAACACUUGA